Messenger RNA from Chelmon rostratus (copperband butterflyfish), 4669 nucleotides. Its product is annotated as signal-transducing adaptor protein 1-like. Gene Ontology annotation, molecular function: protein kinase binding; signaling adaptor activity. The record is from RefSeq and is a predicted model, not a curated record. The coding region runs from base 2018 to 3202 and encodes 394 amino acids. NCBI's taxonomy places the organism in Eukaryota, Metazoa, Chordata, Actinopteri, Chaetodontiformes, Chaetodontidae. The transcript is spliced from 13 exons. Gene Ontology annotation, biological process: positive regulation of B cell receptor signaling pathway; cell surface receptor protein tyrosine kinase signaling pathway.
UCGAAAAGUUACAUGUAAAAACUUGCUGUCAGCUGUUUUUAUUGGGAACUCUUUUGGAAAGCAGUUAAAAUUGGCAGGUUUACAGGCUGAUGUGUUGGUCAGAGCAUCAGUUCAAUAACUUUGUUUUUAAACAAACAUGACACGAGAAAGAAGAGGUUAUGUUUAACACUUUUUUGAAGGUUUUCUGUUUUAUUCCUGUUUGAAGGUGAAUAUAUGUACCUAGUGUAUUGGCUAAUUUCAAUCAAAAAAGAAUUAAGGAAUGAUAAAUUAUAUGGAGCUCUGAGUCUCCACAAAAGCUGGGAGGUCCAGCUCUGCCUCUGCCAGCAGCCUGCUGUUAGUUUCACUUUCCUGUCGGCACACAGUGGAUAAACCUGCUCAGUCACUCAGUCACUGCGGGAUGAUCCACAGCAAUAACGAUGUGGAGACGUCAAGCCUCCCCUCUCAACGACCUGAGGGGCUCCGACGAUGCUGAUGCUGAUCAGGUUUAUCUGCACGAUGAGUUCUGGGACUACCGCCGAUUGGCCCACAUUAUUAACAUCUGCAGGGAGUAUGAGCAGACAGCAGAGGGCAACUUCCUUUCAUAUGUUUCACAGGUAAGAUGAAGUGGAAGGACCCAGACUUCUCAAAACAAGCUCCAAUCAAUGGAUCAUGAUUUAUUAGACGACACCCCUGCACACACAUGCUCUAGAGAAGGAACAGGCAUGGUGAGAAAUGGCUGCUGAUGACCUGUGUGCUUUUAUUCCUCCUGGCAUUCACUUUCCUCAUGGGAUCAGUUGGAAAGGAAAACACUGAUGUACAAGACUACGAUGCUGAUGUGGUUCCUCCAUCUGGAGCUUUGUGGUUGUUGGGGUGCCUGCUCUUCUGGACUGUUUGGUUGCUCCUGCGCCUCCUCCAGAUGUUCCUCUGGCUGACUAAAUGGCUGCUAUGGUUCAUCUCUAUUUCCGUGUCCCCGCUGUGUCACGCUUUGUCCCUCCUUCUGUCCUGCCUCCUGCUGCUGCUGCAUUACGUGUGUGACGCUGUGUUUUUUGCCACCACCAGUCCUGUGUACGUCUAUGGCACGCUUCUCACUGUGUUCACUUCACUGCUCAUCUUCACCAGGUGACAGCCAAACAUGAACAGAGAAAAAAUACUGUGGUGAUUAGUGUACAUAGUAUACUGUAUGUAUAAACAUAUAUGCAUACAGUACAUACACACAUGAAAUUUAAUUAUAUGAUCUGAAGGCAUUAAAAAGUUGAAACUGUGACUGUGAAUGUUCACUUGAAAAAGGGAUUUUUUUUUUCCUGUUUUAGUGCAUUAAGUUUUCUCUCACAUGAAAAAAAAAACUCUUUUCCAUGCUGAUGUUGAUCUCUGUAUCCAUGCACACCAUAUGUUAAUGGAAAUAAUUUACCUGGCCUGCCCAUCACAUGUUUGUGUGGGUAUGCACUAAUUGAUUACUUACUGGAUUUGGUCAUGUACUUUGUUUUCAGUACAAUACGUGACAGAAAAGAAUUCACCUGCACCUCAAAAAUAGUUAAAUUGGGAUGGCUUGUCCAUGGAAAACAGCUGAUUCCCGGGUCAGUGGGUAAGGUUAGGGUUAUGUUUAGUCUGUGUAAUUUCCCCAAAACUGUGUGUGUGUUUAUGUGUGCGUGUCUGCACGCUUCAUUGCCUCUGAGUGUGUGGUGUAAAGCUCAGGUUCAAAGUACAAAAGAGGACUUUUACUUGGGAUAUUUUAUACUAACAACUUCCUUCUUCAUAAAUCACCGCAGUGUUUCCUCGUUCUCAGAGCCAGAACAGCACUGCGACUGAAGGAAAAGGGGGUAGAACAGCUUAUCAGUGCAGGUUUAUAGACCAAUAAUCGCAUCAGCUACACUUAAAAACUCAACGAGAAUUUAUCACUGCUUUGAGAGGAACCAGCCUCUAUCAGGAUCCAGCUGAACAACUUAUUCAGCAUCAGUGACUCCACUGCUGGACAAGCAGACACAAACCAAGCAGGAGCUGAACUGAAUCUGGCCACAGGACCCACACAGAGUGCUGGACGAUGUCUGUGCACCCCAGAGUCAUCCACAAGAGGAGGGCGACCAUCACAGCUCUGCCUCUCUACUACUCUGGACACCUGCUGAAGAAGCACAUAACAGAGACGGAUUUUAAGAGGUACUACGGAGAGCUCCGGGGAGCCACACUCUUCCUGUAUGAGGACGACACACAGGACACAUACACAGAGAAGUUGGACUUGGAGCAGCUGACGUCCAUGAAGUUAGAUUCUCCGUAUAACAGGAAGGCACCAACUAUCUUCACUCUCAUGAUGCCCACUGAGGGGGUGCAGUUGAAGAUGGAGAAUCCUGACACCGGAGAGGAGUGGAGGGGUUACAUCCUGACUGUGACCAAAAAAGAGAUUCCCAGUGAGCUGCAGCUGCUGCCUGGCCAGUUGGUCCAGCUGCAGGAGGUUCUGGAUCAGGAGAGGAGGAGAAACCCCCCCAUGCUGCGCCCACCCCUCCCACCCCGACCAUCCUUCCUACUGUCAGCCUCCCCCUCCCCUCCACCGCCCAAACACAAGCCUGUUAGCUCCCCGGAGGUUCCUGCGGGUUUCUUCAGUGUGACUCGGCAGGAGGCUGAGCGGAUGUUGGAGGCAAACCCAGAGUAUGGAGCCAUGAUUCUCCGCCCGUCCACCCUGGCCAACAGUUAUGCCCUGACCCUCAGACAACUGACGCCCAGUGGGCCUGUCAUCAGGAACUACAGAGUGACAACCUUUAAAUCGGGCUUCGUCAUUGAACUGGACACACCAGUGGCGGUCUCCUCCUUGAAGGAUGUACUUAAAUACUUCCUUGAAAAGACGGAGCACCGUCUUCGUCCCUACAUGUUGUCUCAGCCCUACGACACUCACAUUGAGGUGUCACUUGCUCCAAGCAUCAACUCGCCUGCACCUAAAACAGUACCCAAGGCACAAGUGGCCCCUACGCUGCGUUCAAAGACCAAAGAAGUUCCUCUGCCCCCUCCGAGCAGGCCAGUGGACAGCGAAUACGUGGUCCCUGAUGAGGACAGACCUGAUGAUCUAAAUGAACUGAAGCUGGCUCAGUUGGAUGGUGAGCUGCAGGAAGCUUUAGAAGCACAGAGGGAUACGAUCUACGCUGCAACCGCCAAAGAGGAAGUCACCACCUAUGAGAACCCAACCGGUGAAAACUGCCACUCAAGCAGAGCCCAGUGGAGCAUAAAGAGCGUAGUGUGAGGCCUCACAAGUCUGCAAAUGUUUAAUUUUUUAACUUCGGCUGAAAGAUUUCACGCUCCCCUGCCGACAACAGUCUGUCACCUUUGGUGUGAAAAUAUUUCAAAAAUGCGCUGAACGUCAAACACGUGGCGGACGGUUCAAUUAAAAUGCAAGAGGUUCCCGAUUUCUUAAAGCAAGGGUCUCCCAAAAGAUAAUUAGCAGUCCACCUGUCUUGAAGUCCACAGCCAUGCUAGUGUAGGUGCAGUGCUUUGAGCUAAAUGCUACGAAACAGUAGAACAUUAAAACAGAAUAUUAUGGUUUAAUGUUAUCUGUUAUCUACAAGUCACUGCGUUAAGCUGCAAGUGACUGUUUAAUCAUUUUACAAAGACAGAUAGCUUUUGUGUCUAAAUGAUGAGAGAGAGAGCUUCAUGACCCAGAUUUGGGGCACACUUUCUACUGAGGGACACACUCACCAUUCAGUAGUUGCUUAUUAGCGUGCAUGAUUUUUUAUUAGUCAUUAUAAAGCACUUAUCGAUUCCAUAUUAUGGGGGUUAGCAUUGGGUUAUUGAGAUCGUGAUUCAUGUGCAGCAACUUCCUUACUAUCAAUAAGCAGUAAUUAUGAGGGAAAUUGAGGAAAACUCUUGAUGGCCUGACAAAAAAGAAAAAGAAAAUUUCUGAUCAUAUUCAAUGAAGAAAAACUGUAAAUCCUCACAUUUGAGAGGCUGGAACAAGCAACUGUUUGGUAUUUGUGCUUCCCAAAAUACAGUAGUUUCCGAUUAAUUUUCUUUCAAAUGACCAAACAUUACAGCUCCAGUUCCAACUACGCAAUGAUAUCGAGGAUUUUUGUCACACAGUAUGGAAGGUUAUCAUGACUCCUGUUUUUACUCAGUCGUUUUAACAAAAAUGAACAUUACGAUAAAACUGUCUGAGCCGAUCACUGUGCAGAUGAGACUGUUGAUAAAACUACAAAUACACACCAGUCUUAUGUUUGUUCUUACGUUUAAAAGCGUUCAAUAAAACACACAACCACAGUCCAGGAUGAUCAUUACUCUUUAUUUUUUCACACAUAGGAGUAAGCCAACAUAAACAUUUCAAAUGUUAUAAUCAUAUUUUUAUAAGUUAUUCCAUUAAGAUUGUAUUCUCGUAUUUUUCAUCAUUAUCAUGGAUCAUGUUAUAGGUUUAAAGUUUAAGGAUCAUUCAUCACUCAAUAAAAGACAGCAAGACUGUGAAAAAUAGUCAAUAAAAAAAGAAAAACAAAGACUCUCUCCCUUUUGUCUCCUUCACCGUAGUGUGUUUCACAGUACCUGUUUCCACCUCUUCUUAUUCACCCCCCUCUGACCUUUUUCACAUCUCAUGUUCUGGUCCUUUACACUCUGUUGUAGCAGCCUUCGUGUAAGAAAGACAAAUAAAAUAUCUGUAAUAACUUAAUAUGUCAAGCUUUAAAAAAAUAAAAGUAAAACAGAAUAAAUUAAGAUGAUUGUUCCCCAA